CUGCCGUGGGGAGGGGCAGCGGCCCGGGAAGGCAGUUAGAAAGCCCGCCAAAUGCUCUUUCCGCCGCCGAGGCCCGCGAAGGCGGGGGGAGGGGGGAGCACCUAGGCUCUGUGGAGGGAGAAAGAGGAAGCGCUCCGCACCAGCGCCCCGCCUGCCUCCCCACGCCAAUACCCGGGCUCCACACACCGUCCUGCUCAGCCUUCAGCCCCGCCCGCUAGAGGGAUCCUCCUGCUCCCAUUUGCGUCCGUGUGUCCCUGGCCACCUCAGAUUCCUCCCUCCCGCCGCUCCUGACUCCAGCUCGCCGCGCUCGGGCUACCUGGUUCCACUUUUCUGGGCCUUUCCACUCCCGGAAGGGACGGGUAGUGGGGGCACUGAGGGCACGCGCUAGCCGCAGUGUGUAGGAUUACUUGGCCCCGGCCCGGGCCAUGGCGCCCAGGACUACAUUUCCCGGCGUGCGCUGCGCCCGCGCUGCGGUCAGCUGACCGGUCUCGUGAAGUGCUGACUGUCAAGGGGUUCGACCGACUGGCGGAGGAGAGGUGACUGCCCUGGGCCGCCGCUGACCUCCGACAAGCGGAGCCAAAAUGUCCCCGGAAUCUAAAAAGCUUUUCAACAUCGUUAUUCUAGGAGUUGCCUUUAUGUUUAUGUUCACCGCCUUUCAGACUUGUGGAAAUGUGGCGCAAACUGUCAUCAGGAGCUUAAAUAGCACAGAUUUUCAUGGCAGUGGAUAUACCAGCUUGGCAAUUAUUUACGGUGUGUUCUCUGCCUCCAAUCUGAUCACUCCAUCCGUGGUUGCCAUCGUUGGACCUCAGCUCUCCAUGUUUGUCAGUGGCUUGUUUUACAGCAUGUACAUUGCCGUUUUUAUCCAGCCUUUCCCAUGGUCCUUCUACACGGCUUCUGUCUUCAUUGGAAUUGCAGCUGCUGUACUUUGGACAGCACAAGGAAAUUGCCUGACGAUAAAUUCCGAUGAGCACACAAUCGGGAGAAACAGCGGCAUUUUCUGGGCACUCUUGCAGUCUAGCUUGUUCUUUGGAAAUCUCUACAUAUAUUUUGCCUGGCAAGGGAAAACUCAAAUUUCAGAGAAUGACCGAAGGACAGUGUUCAUUGCCCUCACAGUGAUAAGCCUCGUGGGGACAGUUCUAUUCUUUCUCAUUCGGAAACCAGAUCCUGAGAAUGUCCCUGGAGAAGAAGAGUCUUGCGAUGACCAGGACAUGGAAGCCACUGAGUCUGCCCAGAACAAUGUGACAAAGGCAGUAGAUGCGUUUAAGAACUCUCUGAAGUUGUGCGUCACCAAGGAGAUGCUGCUCCUGAGUGUUACGACUGCCUACACAGGUCUGGAGCUGACAUUUUUCUCUGGGGUGUAUGGAACCUGUAUUGGAGCUGUAAACAAAUUUGGGACAGAGGAGAAAAGCCUCAUUGGACUCUCUGGAAUUUUCAUCGGCAUUGGAGAAAUUUUAGGUGGAAGCCUCUUUGGCCUGCUGAGCAAGAACAAUCGCUUCGGCAGGAACCCAGUCGUGCUGCUGGGCACCGUAGUGCACUUUUUAGCCUUUUACUUGGUCUUUCUCAAUAUGCCCGGAGAUGCACCCAUUGCCCCCGUGGAGGGAACUAACAGCAGUGCAUACAUCAGGCCCAGCAAAGAAGUUGCCAUUCUCUGCAGUUUUCUGCUGGGGCUGGGAGACAGCUGCUUCAACACCCAGCUGCUUAGCAUUCUGGGUUUUCUCUACGCAGAGGACAGCGCGCCAGCCUUCGCAGUCUUUAAGUUUGUUCAGUCCAUCUGCGCAGCCGUGGCCUUUUUCUACAGCAACUACCUCCUCCUUCACUGGCAACUCCUGGUCAUGGUGAUAUUUGCGUUCUUUGGAACCAUUUCUUUCUUCGCUGUGGAGUGGGACGCUGCUGCCAUUGUGGCCCGAGGCUCUGACUACCGAAGUAUUUGAUGAGGCAUUCGUCUCAGGACACACAGCUGGCCACAUCACACUGCUGGUUAAAGUGGCCACCUGUCAGUCUCAGACAGCUUGGCGGUGUGGAGUGUGGGAAGAGAGAGAACCCAGACUGUUAAGUCAGGUGGAGUUGCUAUUAAAGUUUACAGAUCCUGGCAGUUUAAAGCUAGUGGGAAAUCCUGCCCAUCAGUGACAGCUGGUCCGAGAUGUUCGUCCUCCCCCUUCCUCAGCUCCUUACAAUCAUGUCUCCCUAAUCCUCAUGGAGAAGUCCUUUCUGGAUCGCCAUGUGUCAUGGGGAUUCUUGCUGGCUCUGGAGUAUGUUUCAAUAUUUAGGAAUAGGAAGCAGAUGCCACUCCAUGUGUGGAUCUGGAAGUGACUUUCAAAUAGAUAGCAAGGAUGCUGAGAUACAGUUGUUUUUGAGACAGGGUCUCACUGUGUAGCCCAGGCUGGCCUUGGGCUUGCAGCCCUCCCCCUGCCUCAGGUGUUGGGGUUAUAGUGUGUGCCCAACACAGGAUUUAAAAUGCUCCAGUCUUUUUGAGUUAGGAUCUUGGCUGGCCUGGACUUUGUAUACCAGGCAGUACUCCUGCCGUUGUCUCCAGAAUGUUGGGGUGGUACGAGUAUGCUACCACAGCGCUAGGCAUGAGACCUUAACCUCUUUAAAUGCCUUGUCGUUCCUAGCAAGAGGUGGCCAGUCACGUGUCAUGAGGUAAAGACUGGGUCAUGUGACAAUAAAAGCAUAUUUAGAGAAGUAAAGAGUAUUUCCUGGUGGAGGACUUCCGCUGUGAUUUCCCUGACAGUUACAAUAAAGAAAACUCCAUCCUCCUAGCGGGCCCUGUGCAGCCAUCCUGUCUGAGAGAAUGCUUAAGGACCAUCGACCGUCUUCUGCAAGAGCUGACGCUUCUGCGACGGAGUUAUUAAAUAACCUAAGCAAUAUCAGGUCUUCUCUGUACUCCAGGUUGGCUUCCAACUCUUGCUCCUGCAGCCUCAACCUCUGCCUCAAAUUCAACAUAAUAUGUGGGUGUACAGAAGGUUAUAUAACCAUCAUUUUAUCUAAUAAUAUUUUAUUUUUAAAUUCU
This is a messenger RNA of Psammomys obesus (fat sand rat), 3010 nucleotides long. It is a transcript of the gene Mfsd11, whose product is annotated as major facilitator superfamily domain containing 11. The record is from RefSeq and is a predicted model, not a curated record. The transcript has 14 exons. Bases 582 to 1931 code for a protein of 449 amino acids. NCBI's taxonomy places the organism in Eukaryota, Metazoa, Chordata, Mammalia, Rodentia, Muridae.